Molecule: messenger RNA, 4774 nt
Organism: Phlebotomus papatasi
Lineage: Eukaryota; Metazoa; Arthropoda; Insecta; Diptera; Psychodidae
Exons: 2
Coding region: 1539-2939 (466 amino acids)
Source: RefSeq, a predicted model, not a curated record
UAUGCAUUCAAGGAGGUGACAUUAGCUUUUAAAACUGUGACCAGUUUUAGCACAAAUUUUUUCCUGUUUUCGUACACAUUUCACGAGAUAUCUUCAAAACUAUGUAGGUUGCCAAUUUGGGGAUUUCGGUUGCCUCUUAAUUAUUAAACUAGCUUUUAUUUUGUAUUAGUAUUUUUUGUUAAUUCAUUCUACAAUGACAGAAAACAGCUAAUGAACUCAAAUGUUUUUUCGGCGCGCUAGAAACAUGUGGGAAACAUAGGAAAUGUCAUGACCCUGUAUGCAUUUCUGAUGACGAACAAGUGUAAGGUUUAUGUACAAAUUUCCUAUAAGAGACAGUGAUAGGGUAAGCAUUCAUGUCAUGCAUCAGUCAAGCAUACUGUAAUGUGUGGAUGACCACUGGGUAUGGGCGAAUGAUUGUCAACUAGUUAUCAAAUUGUAGCAAACUUCAUUCAUUCAUAAGCGUCACGUCAUUGUUGAAAUCGAGUAGCCACGUCUGGCAAAACAAAAAUUAAAAACUGUGAAAAUUAAAGAACCUCAAGUGUUUAAUUUUAUUGAGUAGUGCAAAGUGCUUGUGAAAGUACGUCGAUUUAUAUCUUCCAAAGGUAAAUAUUUACUUAUUACGUUACACUAUGCAAUAUAAUAUCCCCAUAGCAAAAUUCAAACAAUGAAUGAACAAGUGUCCAAAUUGCAAUAAUCCGCGGAAUUUGACGCUAAAAUUUGAUUGUAUUAGAUGAUAAGGGAAGUGUACCAGCGAUCGGCAGUGUUCCUCGGAUCGUCAGGUUAAUACCACAUUGUUGCUCCAAAUUAAAUGAUUUUUUAAAAAUUAUUAGCUACUUUUUACCAUUUAACUCUCACAAGAAUACAGUGCAGUAACUUAAAUUUAAUUUAUAAAACCAAUUUUCCCUGAGACACUUGGUUAAAUUUCUGACGAUCCGAGGUACAGAGUGCAAGUUUGCAAUUACACAUAUUUUUUAUUAAUUUAAUGUAAAAAUUUAAAAUUCAAAAGCACAGAUAUAGUUAAAGGGAUCACUAAUGUAUCAAUUAGCAAGCAUAAAAAUACCAAAUAAUGUUUUGUGGAUUAUAUUCUUAACUAAAUAUGGAGCAUGUCUCUUAACAUUCCGCUCCGAGGUACUCUUCCCUUACUAAUAAAUGUUUUAAACUAGAAAUGAAAACUCUCUAAUGAUUUUAUUAACCUUUGUUUCAGAUAAAGCAUUGCUGAAGAAGAUAGAGAUAUUUCCGCUCCCUGGCUUGUUCCAGGAGGCGAAGUCGCCCCGGUUGAAACCAAAAAUUAUGGUUUACAAUCGGGAGAAAAGGCUCCGGCCAAACCAAAUGUUCACAAUUAUGUGGAGACAUUAAAUGGAGGUGCACAAAAAAAAGGUGGAAAAGGUAAAAAAAUACCACAAAAUUCUCAUUUUUUCGCAUCAAUAGGAAUAGAAUACCCUAUAAUUUUUAUUACUGGAAAUUUUACUCAGGACAAUACAAAAUUAUUUAAUGAAAUUUCGAAUAAUAAACAAUGUUGUGCCAAUGCAGUUGUAAGUAUGAUUUGGGCAUUCGAAACAAAAUUAAAUAGUUGGUCAAAUCAUACAUUAGACAAUAUACUUAUUGAGGGUAAUAAAAUUUAUUUAGAAUUAAUGAAAAAUGAAACAUGUGAUUACUUAAAUAUUGAAAAAAUGCCUAAAAAUCUAACAGUAUUUAAUAAAAAAUUUGUUUUGAAUACUAUUCUAAACAAAAAUGAACUUCAGGGAGAGAUUCUAGGAAAAUCGGAAAACCAAUCUUUGUUGUUUGCUUUAUUAUUUUUUUUCAAAAAUUAUGACUAUGGAGUUAUUACUUGUAAUGAUAUAUGUAUUUCAAUUUUUAAAAUUGAGAAAUUAUAUUACUUUUUUGAUAGUCAUGGAAGAGGUAAAUUUGGUCAAUUUGUUACAAGAAAUGGAAAAUCGGUUUUAUGUGGCUAUGAAGAUCCCAAUAAAUUAUGUAAUAUUUUGAUAUAUAAUUUUUGUUAUGGGAACUUUGAGUAUAAGGAAGAAUUUUGUUUUAUAAUUACGCCUUGUUCGGUGAUUUCAGUUUUUUCAAGUAGUUCUAAAACAAAUAUCUUGCCUUAUACAUCAACAAAUCACAAUUCAAGUUUACAAAACAGAAUUUGUAUGGAUACCCAAAAUACAGAAAUUAUAUCUCAAAACAAUUACGAAAUAAAAAAUUCAAAUGAAAUUUCAGAUAAAAAAAAGAAAACUUGCAAAAAAAAUUCAAAAAAACAGUUAAAAAUUGCAAAAAAAAGCGCAUACCUCCAGAAGAGAGACAAUGAAAGACGAAAACAGCAACAUUCAAAAGAAAGAAAAGAAAAUUUAAAAAAAAAGGAAAUGGAAAACAAAAGGAGGAAAUUAAUGCUUAAAGAGGAACGGGAAAGAGAUUCAAAUAAAAAAAAACUGGAAACUGAAAGGAGAAAAAAAAUGCAUAAAGAGGAACGGGAAAGAGAUUCAAAUAAAAAAAAACUGGAAAACGAGAGGAGAAAAUUAAUGCAUAAAGAGGAACGGGAAAGAGAUCCAAAGAAAAAAAAACUGGAAAAUGAAAGGAGGAAAUUAAUGCUUAAAGAGGAACGGGAAAGAGAUUCAAAUAAAAAAAAACUGGAAAACGAGAGGAGAAAAUUAAUGCAUAAAGAGGAACGGGAAAGAGAUCCAAAGAAAAAAAAACUGGAAAACGAAAAGAGAAAAUUAAUGCAUAAGGAGGAACGGGAAAGAGAUCCAAAGAAAAAAAAACUGGAAAACGAAAAGAGAAAAUUAAUGCAUAAGGAGGAACGGGAGAGAAAUCCUAAGAAAAAAAGGAAAGAAAACGACAUUCGAAAAAGAAAACAUCAGCUGGAACGAGAAAAGAACCCCAAAAAGAGAGCAUUAGAGAAUGCUGAUAGGAGGAAAAGACAUCAAACUGAACGAAGGAAUCCAAAAUGAUUUUCAACACUUAAUACCGGAUGAGAUCUUGGACUUAGGAAACUUAGAGAUAUCUUCCACACAUCUUGAUCUUUUGGUACUUCAGGAAAGUAUUCGGAUCCAAUUUCAAACAAGAUUAGGAUAUUUCUACAGCUACCUUCUCCAAGGUCCGCCUAAAAAGGCUGACAACCCAUUAUAAUGACUUGCAAGUCUCGAUAAUCUUUACAUAAGCGCUUACAUGACUAUAUCAACGCAGCUGUGAUUUUCAACACCGAAGAAAUAAUUUGACAAAAACAUUUAAUCUAAAUAACAUUAUUGUAUGUUAGUUUGUUAGCUAAAUCGAAAUAGCUUUAAAUUAUAUUUAGGACUAAAGACGACAAACGUAAUGUAUAUAUCUUGGCAAAAACAGAAUUGGAAUAAAUCUAAAUUUCAUAUUUAAAAAUGUUACUGAGAUAAUUAUGUUUUCACUUUUAUUGUGUUCUUGUUUGAGUACAAAAAUCAGGGAAGAUGAAUCGAGAGGGAGUUAAUUGUCCUAAAUUUGUGAAUCUUAGUGCCUAUCUGUUUUUUAUCUGUUGAAAAGAAUAGUUGACGAUAUGAUUAUGCUGAUAUCUGAGAUGAUAUGGGAUUGCUGCAUCACAUUAGUAGAACAGCAUCGUUAAAGCAUCUAUCAAAGCAUCGUCGAGAACCCGCAUAAUAUUCAAAGUGGGUUCAGGAAUAGAUGAAAUUUUUGGUCGCUUGGAAAAUUACAAUGUUGGCAAUUUCCAAUUUCACAGCUGACAUGUAAUUAGAUAGAGCCUUCAAUGUUAUACUAACAAUUGUCAUAGAAAAAUUUGACUCAGCUUGCGUUAAUGGAUGUUAAGAUCAGAGUAAUUAAGUUGGGAUGUGGUACAGAAAUUAUUUGACAGAUCUUUCCUACAAGAGUUUUCCAACGGUCAUGGUGUGGAGUGGAUCUUUUGGAGAAAUUAACAAUAGAAACGAAAUUUCUGGAUUAACAAUUUUGCGCUUAUUGCUCUACAGGGCUGAAAGCUCUAAAUUUUGCAAUAGCUUGCCUAAUUAGCUUCAGUGUUGGUUAAAUGAAUAUUUUUCAAUUUUUUAAUUUAAAAAAAAAUGUUUGGAGUAUUCUAUUUUUUUUUAAUGAACAAACACAAAAAUUAGGAAAACAGAAUCUAUACGAAGAUUCCUCAACUUAUGAAUCUUGCUACUAAUUUCAUUUUUUAAGAUAAUAAUAAUAGAUAAAAAAAUCUUUUCAAAAAAAUCAUCUAUUAAUCUGUAUGAAUCUAAUUUCAAAAUAUGAAUAUUCUAUCUGAAGUAUUUCUGGUACAUUGACUGAAUGGGUUAAUAUUAUUUGAAAUUUAAAAUUAUAUUUGUGAAGUUGCCUACAAAUUGAUCGUAAACCAACUUCACUUUGAAAUUGGUUUAUUGUCAAUCUGUAGCCAACUUUACUUACAAGAUUGUAGACGUCAAAUUAAGAACUUGAAUUUUGCGUGAAGUUCCCAUAAAUAAACCACGGAUCGACAACACCGCUGAAAAACAUGGAGGAUAUGGAGAAAGAGUUUUUCCAAAAGUUGGAAGCUCUUAAGGAGCUCCACUCAAGGAUCUCAGAAAGAGCCACGGUUCUUAGGCUGGAAGUAUCAGAAUUUCUGGAAGAAAUUGAAAAGGCUUCACUGUCGGAGUUUGGUAAUAAAAAUAGUGAGAUGAUCAAGAAGCUCACCUUAUAUUACAAAACACAAAUCAAUUCUAAUUAAUUUUAAUUUCUUUGCAGGAAAACUUUCAAUAAAAAAAGACAUGCUGAAGAAAAUUCAAAAACUGACGACAAUUAAUUAAUUCAAAAAUUAUUUAAAACAGAUUUGAAAUAA